GCAUCAAUUAAGAAUUUAAAGGAACGUGGUGGCUCAUCACUUUUGGCUAUUAAAAAAUACAUCAGUGCUACAUACAAAUGUGAUUCUCAAAAAUUAGCACCAUUUAUUAAGCGAUAUUUGAAAUCGGCUGUUACUAGUGGUAAACUUAUUCAAACUAAAGGAAAGGGUGCAUCCGGUUCGUUUAAAUUAUCAGUGGCUGCCAAUAAAUCAAGUAAAUCCGGUGAAGGUAAAUCGAAGUCAAAAGCGGUAAAAUCUAUCGAGAAGAAGCCCAAAAAGAAAUCGACAGAUGGUGUAGCGUCAAAAAAGAAGGCAGCGGUUGGCGGUAAGAAAAUAAGUGGCGAGAAAAAAGUGAAGAAAACAGCGGAGAAGAAGAAAAGU
Messenger RNA from Bactrocera oleae (olive fruit fly), 378 nucleotides. The record is from RefSeq and is a predicted model, not a curated record. NCBI's taxonomy places the organism in Eukaryota, Metazoa, Arthropoda, Insecta, Diptera, Tephritidae.